AUGGGUCAUGUUGCCCUAAUCGAUGACUUAAAGCUAUUUCUAGAAAUUUGCUCAGUACAUGACUGUCAAUUACUUCAAAAURACUUGUGGGCACUGGACGCCUGGGCUGUAAAUAUUGGUUUGGAUUUUAAUGUCUCCAAAUAUUGCUCAAAAGCUUUUUAUAAAGGUCGGACUCACUUGGAUUUUAAAUAUUCACUUCGUGRAACCUAUCUWGUYAUUGAAUCGAAUACUGUGAAAGACCUCGGAGUUUUCUAUGAUAGUAACUUAAAUUUUCAUAACCAUAUAUAUGUAGAUGCGACAUGCUGUAAAGCUUUAAAAGCUCUUGGAUUUCUUAAGCGGGUUUGUAACGAAUUUAAGUUGAUAACUCCACUAAAAGCCUUAUAUUGUGCGCUCAUCAGAUCUAUUCUUGAAUUUUCUGUAAUUAUAUGGAACCCUCACAACACAAGCAAUAURAAUCAACUWGAAAGAGUCSAACGGAAGUUUUUGAGUUUUGCAGCAUAUCUAUUAAAUAUUGAACAUAGACCUCAUGAUUAUGAUGCAGUAAUAGAUAUGCUAGGCUUACAGUCUUUGGCCGAUAGACGUAUCACCAUUAACAAGGUCUUCCUAGUCAAAAUCAUAAAUGGGUCGAUCGACUGUCCUGAACUUCUAUCCAAAGUAAGCUUUAAAAUUCCCUGUGCCCAGGUCCGUUCUUCCUAUCCUUUCAGUAUUCCGCUGUGUACGACAAAUUAUUCACGAAACAAACCACUAAAUAGAAUGAUGCGUAUUGCUAACGAGGAUCCAUCUUUUAGUUUUUAA
This is a messenger RNA of Diuraphis noxia (Russian wheat aphid), 795 nucleotides long. RefSeq lists its product as uncharacterized. The record is from RefSeq and is a predicted model, not a curated record. NCBI's taxonomy places the organism in Eukaryota, Metazoa, Arthropoda, Insecta, Hemiptera, Aphididae.